AUGCGUCGACAGAGAGAACGGCCCAGAUCUCCGGUGGUGCUCGUGCCGGGAGAUGGCGGAAACCAGUUGGAAGCGAAACUGGACAAACCUUCGGUGGUGCAUUACCUGUGCGAGAAAAAGUCCAAAGAUUACUUUACUCUGUGGAUGAACCUAGAAAUAGUUCUGCCGAUUGUUAUCGACUGUUGGAUAGACAACAUGAGGCUUGUUUACAACGAAACAACGCAUACGACGAUGAACAGUCCAGGGGUCAGCAUUCGAAUACCCGGAUGGGGGGACACAGCAACCGUGGAGUGGAUCGAUCCGAGCAGAAUCAGCCUCGGAAACUAUUUCGUCAGCUUAGUAGAAACGUUGGUAUCACUUGGCUACGAAAGGAACGUCAGCGUUCGCGGUGCACCGUACGAUUUUCGCAAGGCCCCAAACGACAAUCAACAGUACUUUGAGGAUCUUACGAAACUGAUAGAAGACACGUACUACUUGAAUAACGAAUCCAAAGUGGUUACCAUUGGACAUAGCAUGGGAAACGCGUACAUGCUGUACUUUUUCAGUAGAAAAAGUCAGGAAUGGAAGGACAAAUUCAUAAGAGCCCAUGUCAGCAUAGCUGGACCUUACGGUGGUUCAAUAAAAAUCGUCAAGGCUUUCGCAUCGGGUUACAACUUGGAGCAAUGGCGAAUCAUACUGCCGCCGCUGAAAGUGAGGAAGGAGCAGCGAACGAUGACCAGUUCGAGCUUCCUUCUUCCUACGCGCGAAGUUUGGAACGACGACGUACUUGUGGUGACGGCCAAUCGAAAUUACACGUCCCAUGAUUACGAACAGUUUUUCAAAGACAUUGGAUUUCCUACCGGUUGGCAGAUGUAUCAAGAUACAAGAAAUCUGAUUAGUGAUUUACCGGCGCCUGGCGUUGAG
This is a messenger RNA of Soboliphyme baturini, 903 nucleotides long. The record is from the annotation of a GenBank genome assembly. NCBI's taxonomy places the organism in Eukaryota, Metazoa, Nematoda, Enoplea, Dioctophymatida, Soboliphymatidae.